AAAAAGAGGUGGCCCGCCAGAGACCACGCCCCCCCACAGGAAGUGACGUACGAAACUGGCGCCUCGGAGGACGCGAGAGGGGAGCACGUUGAGGCCAUGGCCCCUCGGCGCCUCCUGUUGGUUGGGGAGGGGAAUUUCUCCUUCGCCGCGGCCCUGAGCGAGACCCUGGAUGACAGCACCAGUGUAACCGCCACCUGCCUCCAGCGCCCGGCCGACUUGGCCGGAGAUCCGGUGGCCCAGGAGAAUCUGCAGCGCCUGCGCGAGCGAGGUACUGAGGUGCGUUUUGGUGUGGACUGCACCCAGCUGGCAGAUGCCUUUGAACUGCACCACAGGGAGUUUGAUCGGAUUUAUUUUAAUUUUCCGCACUGUGGACGCAAAGCUGGAGUUGCUAAGAACAGGGAACUGCUUGCCAAGUUUUUCCAGAGCUGUAAAGAUGUUCUCGCACCGGAAGGAGAAGUCUAUGUGGCAUUGUGUAGAGGACAAGGUGGGACUCCUGCUGAUAAGCCCACAAGAGAAUGGCAUAACAGUUGGCAAGUAGUUGCCAUGGCAGCUCUGGGGGGAUUCAUUUUAAGUGACGUGCAUCCCUUCAGCUGUGAGGCUGUGCCAGGGUACAAGUGCACUGGAUAUAGGAGUCAAGAUAAGUCCUUUCAUGUAGAAAGUGCUUUGAACCAUAUCUUCACCCGGAGCUUACCCUUUGAAGAUUCACAGCCCAGAAUCUUCAGGACCAGAGUGGGUGGCCGGUGGUUUUCCUUUCCAGAACCAGAAGCACUUGUAGGAAAGUUGAACAGAGGUUUCCUAGAAGCACCUUCAUGUCAUCCUGUCAGAACCAUUAAUGAGAAACUCAUUGUGGAAUUGGGCAAAGUGUUCCCUCUAAAAAGGCUGAAGCGUCCCUUCCCUUUGCUGCCACAGGGAAGCACUAGUGCUCUCACUUCCUGGAACUGUGACAUUCUGUCAGCUGCCUUUUGGAUUAGUCUCCGUGAAGAUGACUCAAAUUCUGAGUCCCUGACUGAUGGGACAACACAAGACAUGGAGGACUUUCUGGCGCUAUUUUCAGAACUUAGCCUUCUCAAGGAUCCUGGAAGCGACAGUAAGGAAGAAGCUCAUGAAGAAAGCUAUGGCCAAACCACGGUCUGCCUUAGGCCUUCUCUCCUAGUUCAUGUUCAGGCUGUCAUCCAAGCACCAGACUUUGUCCCAGGUUCCCUGCACAUCCUCAGUGGACCUGUCUUUCGGAAGUGCCGCAUCUUGCCUUUCACAAUGCCAGCAUUUCAUGAGACUUUAUUUGUCAUCGGGUUUAAUAAAAAUCUGAAGGAUGGUUGUCUUCAGUCACUCCUGGAGCACCUGAAGGGUUUUCUUGAUAGCCUUCUCACCCACACAUUGCUGGAGGGCUCUCAGCCGAGCAGUUCAGUGGAAUUUGUCUUUCAACCAAACGGCAAAGAGUAUAUUAUUAAUGUGAAGCGUCCUAAUUUUGGCCCAGAUUGUGCCAAGGCUCUGAUUAUUGGGUCUGUUGUCACAUCUGCUACAGGCAUUAUGCACAAAGACCAGUGUUUUAUGUUUGUGUCUAUGAACUUGGACCUACUAGCCAUGCUUGUCUGGGGCAUCUCUGACUGGAGGAUGCUGUGGACCUUUGAUCACCGUUUCCUGAAAAAUUUUGUCUCUGGGAGUAUAGAACCCUUUAAAAGCUAUUGCCUGUAUCCUCCAUGCUAUGUUCAUGAUAUUAGUUUUUGGUUAGAUGAGAAGAAAGGAUUUGAUGAACUAGAAUUUCACACGGUGGCCCGAGCAGUGUCCCGGGACACUGUCAUAUCCAUACAGUUCCUCAGUCGUUUUCAGCAUCCAAAGACUCAACAGAAAAACAUGUGGGAAGGCAAGAAUGGAAGCCAAGAAACAUAUUAGGAGGUUAUUACAGUAACACAACCAGAGAUAAUGGUGACCUGGACCAGGAUGGUAAGAUGUUGUUGGGUUGAGUAAUAUUCAAAAGUAUUUGCUGAUGAACUUCAUGUGCAUGGGUGAAGGGUGUGGGGCUGAAGAAACAUAGGACUGACUAUGGUUUUUGAUCUGGAAGAACAGAAGUAUCAUUAAUGGGGAUGGGAAAAAUGGCAUAACAGUUUGGGGAGUGGGGUAAAGAACAAAGAUCUCUUAUGGAUACAUUUAUUGCUUAGCUUUCUACAUACACUAUAAAUGAAUAGAGGGCAGGUAAUGUGAUUUAUAGCUUGCUUCUAUCCCCAAUGGUGCCUAGUACAUGGACAAGGUAGCAUUUGAGCUGGAUCUUAAAACAAGAGUAGCGAUGUGACAGGAGGACUGUUAGGCAAGGAGGACUGUCACAGACUAUGAGUUUGGAGUUCUCUUUUGUCCAGCAAGAGAGUGGAUGCAGAAUUGAACACAAGAGAGGCUAACAUCCAGGAGGAGACAAGAUCCCCAAACAGGCCUUUUGUCUCCGUAUUUACUGAGCGCUCAAGAUCUUACACAUGUGGUAAACGUGAAGAAAACAAUCAGAUAGUAAUGAUUAACUUGUGUGUGUAAGAAGCAAAGGGUCUGGGGGGCAAGUGGAGUUUGUGAUCAAAGUAUAAUAGUAUAUUGGUGUCAGGUGGAAUGUAAUUUCCUGCAAGUAUAUAACAAGUUACUCGUGAUCCCAUUACAAUAUCUUACUAGCUAUCUUCAGGCGUUUUCACUCCGUGGUGGUGGCUUUCAUGCCCUAAGCGUUUUUCUAACCUAUUUAUGUGAGUAGAUCCUAUUUCCCCACAGAGGACUUGCAUUCCAGGCAGAGGUACAGAUGAGGAAGCAUCUGGGGCACUUUUCAGGCUAGUUAGUUGGAAUGUAAAUGUGUAUAGGGAAGUAGUGGGAGAUUAGAUCAGGAAAGUAGGUUAGGGCCGGAUUUAGUUGAUGUAAGAAAUGAAUGCUAGAAUAAAGUGUACUUCAUUUGGCAGGCAAUAGGAAAACUGGUAAUUUUUGAUUAAGGAGGCAAUACAGAAUAGUGCAUUUGAAAAUUGAUUGGAUGGGGCGCCUGGGUGGCUCAUUUGGUUAAGUGUCUGACUUGAGCUCAGGUCAUGAUCUCACGGUUCUUGAGUUCAAGCCCCAUCUCAGAUUCUGUGCACAU
This is a messenger RNA of Prionailurus viverrinus (fishing cat), 3091 nucleotides long. It is a transcript of the gene FDXACB1, whose product is annotated as ferredoxin-fold anticodon binding domain containing 1. Lineage: Eukaryota; Metazoa; Chordata; Mammalia; Carnivora; Felidae. Gene Ontology annotation, molecular function: rRNA (uridine-N3-)-methyltransferase activity. Gene Ontology annotation, cellular component: cytoplasm. Gene Ontology annotation, biological process: rRNA base methylation. The coding region runs from base 97 to 1890 and encodes 597 amino acids. The transcript has 6 exons. The record is from RefSeq and is a predicted model, not a curated record.